CUGAAAUCUUCAUUAACAUAAUGAAGAAAGAACAGAUUUUGGGGGUUUCUGUAUGUCUGCUGCUUAGCUGUGCCUCUGCCCCUCUUGAUGCUAUUCCUGUGGAAGGUGAAGAAUAUACAAACAUUACAGAUGCUGAGUUGCUUCCAGUGCGAUCUGUACAUUCAUUUUGUGCAAUGAGAGCAGAUGAUGGCCCAUGCAAAGCAAUGAUAAAGAGAUUUUUUUUCAAUAUUCACACUCAACAAUGUGAAGAAUUUAUUUAUGGAGGAUGUGAAGGAAAUCAGAAUCGAUUUGAAACUCUGGAAGAAUGCAAACAAAAAUGUACAAGAGAUUAUCCAAUGAAUAUUACAAAGAGGAAAAUAACACUGCAAAAAGAAAAGCCAGAUUUCUGCUUUUUGGAAGAAGAUGUUGGCAUCUGUCGUGGUUAUAUUACUAGGUAUUUUUAUAACAAGCAAUCAAAGCAGUGUGAACGUUUCACGUAUGGUGGGUGCCUCGGGAAUCUCAACAAUUUUGAAUCACUAGAAGAAUGCAAGAACACCUGUGAAGACACAUUGAAUGAUAGAAUCCAGGUUGAUGCACCUAGCAAGAAACCCAGCUCCUUUGAAUUUAAUCGCCCCUCCUGGUGUCUGACCCCAGCAGACAGGGGAUUGUGUCGAGCCAAUGUGACCAGAUUCUACUACGAUUCAGUCAUUGGGAAAUGCCACACAUUUGAGUACAGUGGAUGUGGAGGGAAUGAGAACAAUUUUACCUCCAGAAAAGCAUGUUUUAGGGCUUGUGAAAGAGGUUAUAUCCGAAGAAUAUCAAAAGAAGGAUUACUUAAAACCAAAAGAAAAAGAAAGAAGCAGCUAGUCAAAAUAGUAUAUAAAUUUGGUACAUUACAGCAUCAUUUCUACUAA
Budorcas taxicolor (takin) is the source of this 893-nucleotide messenger RNA. It is a transcript of the gene TFPI, whose product is annotated as tissue factor pathway inhibitor. Gene Ontology annotation, cellular component: extracellular region. Gene Ontology annotation, molecular function: serine-type endopeptidase inhibitor activity. Bases 21 to 893 code for a protein of 290 amino acids. Gene Ontology annotation, biological process: negative regulation of peptidase activity. NCBI's taxonomy places the organism in Eukaryota, Metazoa, Chordata, Mammalia, Artiodactyla, Bovidae. The record is from RefSeq and is a predicted model, not a curated record. The transcript is spliced from 7 exons.